Molecule: messenger RNA, 1130 nt
Organism: Scylla paramamosain (green mud crab)
Lineage: Eukaryota; Metazoa; Arthropoda; Malacostraca; Decapoda; Portunidae
Product: secretogranin-1-like
Exons: 2
Coding region: 142-990 (282 amino acids)
Source: RefSeq, a predicted model, not a curated record
GCCCUACCUGCCCAGCAACUACGUCAGCCUCACCACGCUGUCCGCGCUGCGCCAGCCUGACGGCGCCUCCAACCCCAACCUCAACGGAGAGCUGAGCCGCGGAGAUCCGCCUCCCCCGCCCCCGCGCAGGCCGCGGAGACCAUGCAGGCUGUGGAGGCCCCCGCGGCGCCCGAAACCCCGGCCGCACCCCUGCCGGUGGUGCUGCAGGAGCGGCUGCCCGGGAACGGUGCCUCGCUGUCUGACGACGAGAGUAACGUGAAGCAGGUGAAGGUGAAGAAGGAGAAGCGCAAGAAGAAGCUGUGUCUGCUGCCCAAAGGCGGCCGCGCCACCAAGGACGAGGCCGAGGGCGACGAAGCGUCCACGUCCACGCGCCUCAGCUGGAGCCGCUUCUUCGGCAGCCCCAAGCACAAGGCGUCCUCCAAGGACAAGAAGGGCGCCAAGGCAAACCACAAGUCCAAGUCCCCGACCUCCUCAGCCAAGGCGGCGGACAAGAGCGAGCGGAAGUCCCAGCGAGAGAGGGAGCGCUCCAGGGAAUCCCGCGGCGGCGCCUCGCGGGACAAGGGUGGGCGCGAGACGCGGGGCGGCCACCAGCAGGAGGCCGACACCGCCAAGCCCGCAGAGAACAAGAACGCUAAAAACCUGCAGAAGCUUGACUCGGAGCGCUCCAACGGCAGCCUGAAGAGCAAGUCCCCGGCGCGCAAGGCGGCGGACGGCAGGGGCAGCAGGAGCGGCCGCAGGGAGAGCAGGGAGAGCAGGGAGCAGCUGGCGCAAGCCCAGCAGCAGCCCCUGCAGAUGCAGCAGCAGCAGGCGCAGAACCAGGCACAGGGGCAGCAGCAGGGACAGCAGCAGGGCCAGCAGGGGACGCAGGGCCAGCAGGGGCAGCGCUACCAGGGGUUUCAUUGGGACUCCCCCUCCCCCCUUUCUGCCAGUCACCACGGCGGGCAUCUACCCAGGCUACGACUCAGGGGCGGACUCCGGCGUGGGACUUAAGGUGAUGCCCCGCGCCAGGCGGUCCCGGGGGAGAGUCGCCACGGGGAGAGCUCUGGCUACGAGUCAGUCAUCAGGGACUCCGAGUGCUCGUCCUUCGGCUCCUCGCAGGACUCUGGACUCGAUGACGACGGCGUGAAGGG